UUUAACUUGAUUUUGCGUAAUGAGGUCCUAAAGCUGUCUAAUGGUUCUUCACAGGUUUACUAUGCCACCAAGUUUGACAUUGAAAAACUUUGAAAAUUUGGAUCUUGGAAAGAUUGAUGAGACCAAUGAUUCUGGAUUAGCAUCAUAUGUUGCUGGACUAUUUGCCCGCUCUCUCAGCUGGAAGUGGGCGGUAAAGGAUCGGAAAUGGUAUACCCAACAACAACUUGACGAGGUGCGCAUUGAAGUAGCCGACUACUUACAGACUGCUGUAGAUUCUGACCAGUUUCUUGAUUUUGAGUUAGACUAGCUUUUGAUUAACUUUUGUGUAGCAAUUAUGAACAAAAAUGAAUACUAAUUGCUAGGCUAGCCUUGUAGUAGGUGAGUUGGGGUUUUAUUUUGCCCAUUUUGUAAACUGUUUAGGAUGUGAUUUUAGAUAAAA
Molecule: messenger RNA, 439 nt
Organism: Rosa rugosa (rugosa rose)
Lineage: Eukaryota; Viridiplantae; Streptophyta; Magnoliopsida; Rosales; Rosaceae
Product: glycolate oxidase 1-like
Exons: 3
Coding region: 41-307 (88 amino acids)
Source: RefSeq, a predicted model, not a curated record